This is a messenger RNA of Aegilops tauschii subsp. strangulata, 729 nucleotides long. Lineage: Eukaryota; Viridiplantae; Streptophyta; Magnoliopsida; Poales; Poaceae. The record is from RefSeq and is a predicted model, not a curated record.
AUGGGGGGAGGCCACCACCGCAGGCUACGCUCUACCACACCGGAGUACGACUUGGAUGGUUUCGAGUUCUUCACGAUCAUACUUGAGAAUUCCUCCAAGAGGCAGAGCCUGCCUGACACUUUUAUGGAGAUGCUGGACGGCCAUCGGCCAAAGAAUGUGAAGCUGCGGCAAGUCGGCAGCGGGCUUCGCAAGCUUUGGGACGUGGAGGUGGUGAUCAGGAACAACCACAUGUACCUGUGUCGUGGAUGGGAGCAGUUCGUUCGUGCCUACGACCUGAGGCACGGGUACUUCCUUGUCUUCGGGUACGACGACGACGCCAUGCUCACCGUGAAGGUGUUCAACACGACUAUGUGCCGCAUGCGCUACCAGGACGACGACGAUGCCCGCAAUCGGAGCAGCGGAAGCGACUCUGGCUACAGCAAAAGCAGCAACGAGUCUGGCUAUAGCGAAAGCAGCAACAAGGAUGAUCCGGAAUGGAGUGGGGAAGAAGAGGAGCAAAGUGGGGAUGAGGAGGUGCAGCCUAUUCUGUCUGACGAUGACCUCGCGAUGAGUCUGGAGCAGGCCGAUGAAGAGCUCGGUCGUGUCAAAACACAAAUAGAGGACAAGCAAGGAGCUACGGCCGAGGUGGAGUCCCUCAAGAACGCGCUGGCCGAGGCCCAGAAGAAAGCGGAGAACAAGCCACCGGCAAAAAGCACGAGUCAAGGGUCGGGGAGGUUCAGCAGGAGCUAA